GACAUGGUUUGAAUGGUGUGGAGAGGUUGAUCAGUUGGAAAAGGUUAAAUUGAUUACUUUCAUGAAUAUAAUUUAUGGUUUCGUAUUUUAUUGUUAUGAGAUUUUAGUAAUUCUUAUUGAUGAGUAUCUGGCAGGUUUACGUGCCUGUGCUUGCUAAAAGACAUUGGUUUCUAGCCGUAAUCAAUAUGUUUGAGAAGAAAGUUAAUGUGUUCGAUAACUUCAGCAUUCCUUCGUAUUUAUUAUGUGGUGGCAUAAUUAUGUCGAUGCUAUGCUCCAUGGACAAUGCAUUCAGUGAACAAUUCAAAAAAGUUUACGGAUCCGAUUUUUCUUUUACACAAUUUAGUAUAAGUGAACCUAUUUCCCAUCGAUACAAAUGCGUUGAUUAUGAUUGCAGUGUGUAUGUCACAAGAAUGCUUCUACAAGAAUAUGUGAAGGGAGUGUUAGGUGAUGAAGCAGAUGAUGUGGUUGAUGACUAUGUUCCUGGAGUACCGCGGGAGUUUGAUUGGAAGGCACACAAUUAUGAAAUGCAAAGAUUGCAUUAG
Molecule: messenger RNA, 542 nt
Organism: Humulus lupulus (European hop)
Lineage: Eukaryota; Viridiplantae; Streptophyta; Magnoliopsida; Rosales; Cannabaceae
Exons: 4
Coding region: 120-542 (140 amino acids)
Biological process (GO): proteolysis
Molecular function (GO): cysteine-type peptidase activity
Source: RefSeq, a predicted model, not a curated record